AUGGGACAUGAGGAGCAAGGAAGGACUUGGUGCAUGGACGCAGCUCAACUGGACACGCAAAGGAAGAAGGAGGAAGUCAUCUUGAAGACCAGCUCGACCACCUACUCGACCAUCCGGUCGAGUUCCUCAACUCGACCGGCCAAGCUUCAACUCGAUCGAGCUGAGAAGUCAACAGUCAAACCCGAAAAAUGUUGCUUCCCCCUUGACUUCCCUUUGACCCUAAACCUAAUCCUCUUUGCAGAUGAGUUAGUGUUCCAAUGCCGUUGGAAGUAUGCAAUUUGGAUAAGCCGUUUAGGAGAUAUCACGUUUGUACUGAAGACUGGUCCACAGCCGGCCGAACGCACUCGGCCGGACAGGAAGGGAAUUGGCUUCGCUCGGCCUUCUCCAGGACCGAUCCGGCCGCACGACCGCACCGUCCGAGCCGGGAGGCAAUGGACCACGAUCGACCGAGAACAUCACAUCACGGCCGACCCCGACGGCCGACCAAAUCCCUUGCACGGUCGACCCGAUCUCCGCGAACAAGAAGCCCACUUAUGCAGUUUCGACUAUUCUCAGCCCGUUUAA
Molecule: messenger RNA, 564 nt
Organism: Microthlaspi erraticum
Lineage: Eukaryota; Viridiplantae; Streptophyta; Magnoliopsida; Brassicales; Brassicaceae
Source: the annotation of a GenBank genome assembly